Molecule: messenger RNA, 4513 nt
Organism: Oncorhynchus gorbuscha (pink salmon)
Lineage: Eukaryota; Metazoa; Chordata; Actinopteri; Salmoniformes; Salmonidae
Gene: sgsm3
Product: small G protein signaling modulator 3
Exons: 22
Coding region: 351-2651 (766 amino acids)
Molecular function (GO): protein binding
Source: RefSeq, a predicted model, not a curated record
GGGACUACUUUUCACAUUGGAAAACAUUGGAGAAGCGCAGUGAUCCCAAAGAGAAACGCACCGCAGACAGGUGCAUGACGCAAAACAGAAACCCCAGUAGUAGCAGAUUUAGCUAUUUUUAUAACCAAGAAACGCCGUCGGAAAACAUUGGACAGCCUUUGCAAUUGUACAGAAUGACAAGAAGUGUCUGUUUCCAUGAAGCUGUCGUUGGUUACCAUGGUAGAGUUGCCGGGAGUGAUUGUCACAGUUCAGCAAGCUAAACAGAGUCGGUGCUAGUAUCUGAUCUCCCUCCUUUCCCAGAGUGGUUGUCUACACCAACACACACCUUAUUCAUUCUGCUCUCCUCCGGCAUGUCAGGUGGUUACACUCCAGCCCCUGGGGGCCCCUUCUCAGCCCUGACCUCCAGUAUGUGGCCCCAGGACAUCCUGGCCAAGUACUAUCAGAAGGACCCAACAGAGGAGGCAGAACUGCAGUAUGAUGAGUUUGGCUUCAGGCUGGACAGUGAUGAUGGAGUCGAGCCAGAGCCGAGGCCAGAGCCCCAGAGAGAGGACCCCCAGCAGAGGCUGCGCUGGCAGGCCCACCUGGAGUUCACCCACAACCACACCGUAGGAGACCUGACCUGGGACCUCAUCUCCCCUGUCCUGCCCCGCUCUGAACGCCUCGGCUCCCUGGUGCUGGGGGGCAUACCACACAGCAUGAGACCACAGUUGUGGAUGCGUCUGUCUGGAGCUCUGCAGAAGAAAAGGACUACAGAGAUCUCCUACAAAGAGAUCGUUAAGAACAGCACCAACGACGAGACCACUGCUGCCAAACAGGUACUGGAUGCUGAGAUAGAGAAGGACCUGUUGCGGACCAUGCCCUCCAACGCGUGUUUCUGCAGCCUGCAGAGUGUGGGUGUUCCCAGGCUGAGGCGGGUACUGCGGGGCCUGGCAUGGCUCUACCCAGACAUCGGCUACUGCCAAGGCACAGGCAUGGUGGUGUCAUGUCUGUUGCUGUUCCUGGAGGAGGAGGACGUGCUGUGGAUGAUGUGUGCCCUGAUUGAGGACCUGCUGCCACCCUCCUACUUCUCCUCCACCCUGCUGGGGGUCCAGACAGACCAGAGGGUCCUCAGACAGCUCAUAGUCCAGUAUCUACCAAGCCUGGACAGGCUUCUGCAGGAGCAUGACAUCGAGUUGUCUCUGAUCACGCUGCACUGGUUCCUGACAUCGUUUGCCAGUGUGGUGGACAUCCGCAUCCUGCUGAGGAUCUGGGACCUUCUGUUCUACCAGGGCUCUGUGGUCCUCUUCCAGGUCACACUGGGCAUGCUCAAGAUGAAGGAGGUUGACCUUCUCCUCUCUCCCCUACAGGAGGAGGAGCUGGUGUCCUCUGAGAACUCUGCGUCCAUCUUCAACACGCUGUCCGAUCUGCCCAGCCAGCUGGGUGACGGGGCUGCUGUACUGGGGGAGGCCAUGAGGCUGGCGGGGGCGCUGUCCCAGGACACACUGGAGGCCCAGAGGAACAAACACCUGGCUUACAUCCUCAAUGAGCAGGCCCAGCUCAACACAAACAACUCCCAUACACUCAACAACAACCUCAAUAAAGUUGUGAGGAGACAGUCGCUACGUAGGAAGUCCACUCUGAGCUCUCUGUUGUGGGGUGAGGACGAGGCGGAGGCUCUCAAGUCUAAGAACAUCAAGCAGACAGAGCUGGUAGCAGCGCUCCGAGAGGCCAUCACCCGCACCGCUGAACACUUCCACUGUCUGGACCCCCGACACACCAGCACUGACCUGACUCCAGACUACUCCAUGGAGAGCCACCAGAGAGACCACGAGAACUUCCUGGUUGUGUCUCGUAACCGACGGAGACGGGCCAAAGCCCUGUUGGACUUUGAGCGCCAUGACGAUGACGAACUGGGCUUCAGGAAGAACGACAUCAUCACAAUUUUUUCCCAGAAAGAUGAGCACUGUUGGGUGGGAGAGCUCAAUGGGCUGAGAGGUUGGUUUCCAGCCAAGUUCGUAGAAAUCCUCGAUGAGCGGAGCAAAGAGUACUCUCUGGCGGGUGAUGACUCAGUGACUGAGGCGGUGACAGACCUGGUCAGAGGGACGUUGUGUCCUGCCCUGAAGGCCAUCUUCCAACACGGUUUGAAGAAACCCUCCAUACUGGGAGGACCCUGCCACCCCUGGCUCUUCAUAGAGGAGGCAGCCAGUAGAGAGGUGGAGAGGGACUUUAACUCGGUCUACUCCAGACUGGUGCUGUGUAAGACGUACAGAUUAGAUGAGGAUGGCAAGGUUCUCACACCAGAGGAGCUGCUCUAUAGAGCGGUGCAGUCUGUAAAUAUGAGCCACGACUCUGCACACGCUCAGAUGGACGUCAAAUUCCGCUCGCUCCUCUGCGUGGGCCUCAAUGAGCAGGUGUUACACCUGUGGUUGGAGGUGUUGUGUUCCAGUAUGCCUGCAGUGGAGAAGUGGUACCAGCCCUGGUCCUUCCUACGCAGCCCAGGAUGGGUCCAGAUCAAGUGUGAGCUCAGGGUUCUCUCGAAGUUUGCCUUCAGUCUCUCUCAGGACUGUGAGCUGCCUGCCAAGAAAGAGGAGAAAGAUCAGAGGCCACUGAAGGAAGGAGUCCAAGACAUGUUGGUGAAGCAUCAUCUCUUCAGCUGGGACAUUGAUGGCUAGAGACACACCCAAAGCCUGCAAAAAACUCCCCUGCCCAACACAUGCUGUGUGUCUACCAGAGUGAUCUUUCUGUUUCUUUCAUAUUGACUGCUAUGUCAGAACCCACUACUAGUGUUUCCAUCACUACCUCUCACUAGGAAGUAUUGUAAUUGUUCAGACAUUUGAUCAUCAUUCUACAAACACAUCGAUAUGCAUCGUGGUUUCCCUUCGUCUCAACUAAACUGCAUCCGAAGCCUUUCUACUGAGGAUAGUACACUAUAGGGGGCGCAUUCAGCAAGAUGCAACUUUUUGGAAUGUUCAGAUAGAAAUAAGCAUUGUAGAACAAACAUGCCUCUGACAUGUAGAAUAAGGAAUAACAUCAGCUCUAUUCAUGGCAUUUCUACCUGCAAUGUUUGGCAACUUAACGUGGCCAGGGUAUCAUUUGAGACACCAAAAGACUUUCCAUGUCUAUCAACUAAUUACAUUUACUUUCUGAGCUUGCUAACAAAUCAAAGGUCUUUUGAUGUCUAUUAAGGAAGCAAUUAGUAUGUAACCAAGGUUGAUAGUCCUGGCUGUCACCAUGGCUGUUAGUUCUUGGGUGAAGCUACUGUGUAUGUUGUCCACACCAGUGUUUCUGAUACUUUAGAUCAGGUGCAGAAGAGUAGGAAUAUACAGAAAGUGCUGAUUGUAGCAUUCCUUAGGUACAGAGUAGUCAACUCUACUGUGCCAUAUGAAGUAUUUCCUCAGACUCAAGGACUGGGGUGUAUCACUAAGAACCAAACCGGGAGGAAUGUACCUGAAUUUGUCCCAGAGAAACUUGUUUUUGUUGUGAAACGUUUUGCUACAGUGGGCACUGAUCUGAUGUCGUAGUACCACCUGUGUCCGUGUGUCCUGCUACCAGUACUGUAGUAGGAUGUGCUGAUUGAGAAGUGGAACGUACUCCUGUGUUCCUGCUACCAGUACUGUAGUAGGAUGUGCUGAUUGAGAAGUGGAACGUACUCCUAUGUCCGUGUGUCCUGCUACCAGUACUGUAGUAGGAUGUGCUGAUUGAGAAGUGGAACGUACUCCUAUGUCCGUGUGUCCUGCUACCAGUACUGUAGUAGGAUGUGCUGAUUGAGAAGUGGAACGUACUCCAACCACCCUGUCGAUCUGUGUUGGUACCCAACAAUCCCAUUCUACUCUGCAUUCCAUCCACUAUUGUCUCCAAAUGUUUAGUGCCAACAUGGCUCUCCGUUGUGGGCUACUAAACAGUGUAUCUGUAGUAGUCACUUUGCUGACUGGGAAGAACUACUGUACUAUGUCAACUUUUAUUUCAGUUCAUUUCUUUAUUACAAUGUGUCCAUCCGCCAUCAAACUAACCUCCAUCUUGGUGUGUAAUUACUGAAGAAAACCCACCUGACUUUCACACAUCACCUUGCAGUAAUAUUACACUAUUUACAUCAGAAAAUCAACUCAAUCUCCCUGUUGUGCUCUGAUAUGAAAGGCAGUGUAUUUAACCAUCAGAAAAUGGUGGUAUAUUAUCCCAGUAACUUGUAUUCAUUCCCCUCAUCUUAACCCGUAGCAAUAGACUGCGUUGUGCUGACUUCUGUCAUACUGCACAGAGACAAUGGUAUCAGUUCAGACUCACUAACCUCACUGAAACUGUACACAACGUUUUCACUGUUUAAAUAUAAAUUCAUUUCAUGUACAACACAGUUGACCAAUCAGAGAUCAAUAAAGCUUAUUUUUAUUGGUGAAUGUCAGAAGCAAAUGGAAUUCCACAACUAAGUAAACAGUGAUGGUCCAAACAGCACUGCGACUAUUAUUACAAUCAAUGUCUCACUUAAACAGUUGCUAAUCAAGUGUACAUUAUAUUGUUAAAUAAACCUAAUUUUCAGUGUAAA